GAUCGACGAGCAGCGGAAUCAUCUUCUAAUCCGAAGAAGCCGCGGAUCAUCAGCAGUGCUUCAAUGCAAUUUCCUUUUUUUUGGCCCAUAAGGUUCCCGGCUCAUACAAAGUUCGUCAUUGUGCGGCGCUCUGUUCAAAAUGCUGUGUGUGCCAGAAACUCGUGCACAGUAGCGGGGUAAAAAAUAAAAGGAUCCUUCACGUCUGUGGACCGUCUUGAUGCGAGAGAGAAGGAAAGCAAGAGACGUGGAAAGGCUGCCGGCAUUAAUUUUCACCGCUAUCAGACACAAGACAUCGACGGAUACAGACAGAUACAGAUCUAACAUUGAGUACUUGGUAUUGAAUACCCACGCGAUAACUACCAUCACAACAACAAUCACCGCCACCAUCACAAUGACCUCCACCACCCCCCUCAACGACGGCCAUAGCAGCACCAAACGAUCUCACUCCGCCUCGCGAAACCCGCUUUCUCGUCCAACCACUCCCCUCCGUCCAUCUUCCCGCUCCUCCCUUCGCGAUUCUGCGAGAAAAAGUACGGGCGGUUAUUCUAGUGCACCUCUAGAAGCAUUCGAACCUGCGUUUGCGGAACUGUCUGAUUCCAUGGCAGACUUGGAGGCCAAUUUUAUGCAUUUACAAUUGAUGCAUGAGAGUUUGGCGAGGUUUAGUGAGAACUUUGCUAGUUUUCUUUAUGGAUUGAAUAUGAAUGCUUUUUGCGUGGAUUUUCCAGAGGCGCCGAUUCCAGAUUCAUUUCGUCGAGCACAAGAGCAGGAGGAGCAAUUGGGCAAAUCAACCAAUUCAGAAAGAUUUCGUGGUGAAAUUGAUGGAGAAACAACAUUUUUGACCACGGAUACCUCAUUCGUUGAUAAUCCUCCUCCAACCUCCUCGAGAGCAACCCCGAAAUUUACAACCCCAGUACCAUCCAGAAUAGCAGGCCCUUCUGGCCGAGGUGGAUCUUCGGGCGGCUCUGGCUCAUCUGGUCGAGGCAUUCCCGUUCCGCGUGGUGGACGUGGCGGUAGAGCAAGUGGUCUUGCAAGAGGUCGAGGUCGGGGUGUAAGAUGAGACGGAAAUACACAUUAGAAAAUCCCUUCUCCACCA
Messenger RNA from Botrytis cinerea B05.10, 1093 nucleotides. RefSeq lists its product as hypothetical. Lineage: Eukaryota; Fungi; Ascomycota; Leotiomycetes; Helotiales; Sclerotiniaceae. The transcript has 4 exons. Gene Ontology annotation, cellular component: DASH complex; mitotic spindle pole body; mitotic spindle. Gene Ontology annotation, biological process: mitotic sister chromatid biorientation. The record is from RefSeq and is a predicted model, not a curated record. The coding region runs from base 218 to 1057 and encodes 279 amino acids.